Molecule: messenger RNA, 1108 nt
Organism: Humulus lupulus (European hop)
Lineage: Eukaryota; Viridiplantae; Streptophyta; Magnoliopsida; Rosales; Cannabaceae
Product: receptor-like protein 9DC3
Exons: 1
Coding region: 10-993 (327 amino acids)
Molecular function (GO): protein binding
Source: RefSeq, a predicted model, not a curated record
CCACGGUCAAUGGCUAACUGUUUGAGUCUUGAAAGUCUUAACAUGGGGGACAAUCAACUCUUUGAUGUUUUCCCUUCAUGGUUAGGGACUCUUCCAAACUUAAGACUACUCAUUCUACGAUCGAAUAGACUUCAUGGGGUCAUAACCAAUCCAGUAUCAAGCUUGGAGUUCCAGAACCUACGUGUUAUUGAUCUCUCUCACAACUAUUUCACGGGCCAGUUGCCUUCCAAGUACCUCGAAAACUGGAACGCCAUGAAAGUGAUCGAGUCAAGCACGUCGUAUAUGAAAACGGAAUCGAGUUUUGAAGCCGUGCGACGUACGUGGAUGCUGGAGUACACGUACUCCACCACCAUAACAAUCAAAGGUAGUGAUGUUCCGUACGGGAAGAUCCAAGAAGUCCUCGUGGUGAUAGACUUGUCGAGCAAUAGAUUCGAAGGAGAGAUUCCGGAGGCCAUUGGGAGCUUACAAGGGCUUCGAGUACUCAACCUUUCGAACAACGUUCUCAGUGGUGAAAUUCCUUCGUCUUUGGGGAACAUAGCGAGGGUCGAAUCUCUCGACUUAUCACAAAACAAACUGUCCGGAAGAAUCCCUCAGACCCUUGUCCAACUCACUUUCCUAGCUUUCUUUAACGUCUCUCGUAACAAUCUCACGGGACGGAUACCACGAGGGAACCAACUCAACACGUUUGAGAACAGUUCGUACGUGGGAAACUUGGGCUUGUGUGGGGAUCCAUUGACGGUGAAGUGUGAAACUACUUCAAAGGCUUCAAGUGAACCCGGUUAUGUAGAAGAUGCGGAGUCCUCAUUUAUUGACUUUAAAUGGAGCACGGUUGUUGUUGGGUUUGUUGUAGGAGUAGUUGUUGGAACCAUUAUUGAGAACACUGUAAAAUCGAAGAGGAGAGAAUACUUAUGGUUAGGGAAGAAGUCUUAUUAUAGGCAGAGGAGACUGGUCAGAAAAGUGGACGAUGAGGAGACUUUAGAACUUAAAUAUUGACUGUACUUUUCUACGAGUAAUUUGGGCAUAAAUACGGUUUAUCUUUCUAUACUUAGACCACAUUCGAGGAGGUAAAAUGUAUAAUUUUCUAUAAUAUAAAGAAAAAAUUAUUAAA